AGAUGAAGUUUGCAGGUAAGAACGUCAGAGAAAAGUCAACAAAAGUAUAAACCAUCUUUCUUUGUCUUCCAUAAUCCAUUUCACUUCUCUUUUGGGUUUUCAAUUUCAGAAGCUUCUUCUUCACUUCAGUAUACCCAUAUUAAUGGAGGAAGGAGCCCUUUCGAAACCACUGGCGGCGGUGGCUUGCGCCGCAAUGGCCUUAUCCUACGUCGCCAUCCUCUAUGCUCCCACUUUAGUCCUUCGUCUUCCGCCUCCGCCGCUCUACAAAGACUUCAUGAUCCGACGGUUCAUAUGUGCCGCUACUUCAUCUCUUGUAUCUGUCGUCUUCUGCUAUCUAAUUCUUCCCAUGAGAAGCAGGGAAAUCUCAUAUUUUCUUGGCGUUCUGGGCAUUCGAAUGGAUCAUAUUUGGCAAGCUGUGGUGUUUCCUCUCUCAUUGACUUGUUUAAUGUAUGCUGGAUCAUUGGUCCUCAAGACUCUGUUAUUGAUAGAUUCCUUUAGUAUAUACGCGAAUUCUAGUGGGGAUACUUCCUUUGGAUGUAUCAAAUAUGCCCUGAGAAGUCUUCUUGAUUGGGGACUCUCGAUUACUUCCAAUAUUUUGGCUUGGCGCAAUUAUGUUGUGGCUCCACUUACAGAAGAGCUGGUGUUUAGAGCAUGUAUGGUUCCGUUGCUUCUUUGUGGAGGUUUCAAAAUAAGCAGUGUCAUAUUUCUCUGCCCUGUUUUCUUCAGCUUGGCUCAUUUAAACCAUUUCAUGGAGGUCUACAGCAAGCAAAACUAUAACUUCAUUAAAUCUUCCUUGGCUGUAGGUUUUCAGCUGGGCUACACCCUUAUCUUUGGUUCAUACGCCUCUUUUCUCUUCAUUCGUACGGGGAAUCUUCUGGCGCCUUUAGUAGCUCACGUAUGCUGCAAUUUUAUGGGAUUGCCAGUGCUUUUCUCAAGAAGCAAAGGCAUAGUCAGUGCGGCAUUUCUAGCCGGAAUGGUUGGUUUCUUGUGGCUUCUUUUUCCCAUGACUCACCCGGAUUUGUACAAUGAUAGAACAAAUAAUUGCAAAUGUUGGCAGGGGUAUUGUUCUUGGAAUGAACCUUUAAAGUCUUCAUUGUAAAUCCUUAACGAAAGUGAAACAACCUUGCACCAUUGCUAACCCAUUGCUAACAGCACCUUGUGCUCAUCAUUUAUAACUUCUCAAAUUUUAUUUCAUGAGAAACCAAGCUAAUCUUACUCAUUUGUAGAACGAACUUUAGCUAAGUCUUUUAUGUUGUAAUGUUUGCCAUAUUGACCUUUUGCCAAGUUUAAGAUACACAAAUCUUUAGACA
Cannabis sativa is the source of this 1310-nucleotide messenger RNA. Its product is annotated as CAAX prenyl protease 2. The transcript is spliced from 8 exons. Gene Ontology annotation, biological process: CAAX-box protein processing. The coding region runs from base 143 to 1099 and encodes 318 amino acids. Lineage: Eukaryota; Viridiplantae; Streptophyta; Magnoliopsida; Rosales; Cannabaceae. Gene Ontology annotation, cellular component: endoplasmic reticulum membrane. The record is from RefSeq and is a predicted model, not a curated record. Gene Ontology annotation, molecular function: metalloendopeptidase activity.